This is a messenger RNA of Bradysia coprophila, 3636 nucleotides long. RefSeq lists its product as uncharacterized. The record is from RefSeq and is a predicted model, not a curated record. NCBI's taxonomy places the organism in Eukaryota, Metazoa, Arthropoda, Insecta, Diptera, Sciaridae.
UCCUCUUGUUCGUACAACUUUGAUAUCUUUUGUUCGCUUUCGUUGGCAUUUUUUAAUUUUUAUUAGUAUUCGAUGAAGUGUUAUACGGUCUUCUAUGUUAAGUUGAAAAAUGAUAAAAACAUUCGCAAACGAAUUGUACGAUUAAGUAGACGAUAGAAAAGUGAUACGUGUGUUGUGAAUGUGAAUUUGUGCAACAUCAACAUCAAAAAGAUCACCAAGACAUGACGGAUACGUUUCCAAAAAACGGGCGGGUUACUGAAGUAUGCAAGGAAUGGAGAGUUCACGAGGACAACGCCCUGGCUCAUCAUUUGCAGUCACAAGAGAUCAACGAGCACUAUAAGGGCAACCGCUACAGAAACCAAACUGUUCGAGAAGAUUUCCCAACCGCUCUCAACGAACAAAAUAAAGAGAAAGAGAAUGCCGAACGACAGGCAGCAUUGUACCAUCAAAUGAUCAAUGAACAAGAGGAAGCCGACGCUCGGGUAGCGCGUGAGCUUGCCGAAAAGUUGAAAGCCGAAAUGGAAAUCGAACAGCGCCACCAAGCAGCGGAAAAUGAAAAAAUGGCCAGAAAACUGCAAAAGGAAUUGUUCAGUGACAAACGUGUUGGAAUGCCGCCCAUGUCACCGAAUGAUUUAAUUCCACCAAAUGUCUCUCCGAAAAAGGCAAACAUACAACAGUAUUCACCAACAGUUGUCGAAGAUUCUCCGAUAUCACCUUCACCCACAAACUCACGUCUGAAUUACGUUUCGUUGGACUUGAGUAAUCCACCGGCGAAAUUGAUUCAACAGCGAUCACCGUCGUCGAGGACACAAUACACGCAAGUGAUGCCGCAACAGUCGCAACAACCGAACUAUGAUCUUUCCGGUUAUAAUGAACAGCAGCAUCACCAUUACGACCACAUAAAUCUACAGUCUCAUACUCCAGAGAAGAAACCGCAGCCGCAUUUCGAUCAAAAUUAUCGCCAGAGAACUCCAACGAAAAUUUCCGGACAUACGUCACCACCACUAUAUGCGAACGCUGAACCUACUGAACGACACCCGAAUAGAACAGUAUCACCUGAUCACUAUGAGAACAGUUCUAUACGCACUCAUCAACACAUUGGCCACUCGCAAUCCGUUUCUAAUGAAGCACCUCCAGUUCGUCCAGAAAGAACCGACAAGCAACACGAAAUGUUAAAACAAACGGAUGCUUUUAAACGAAUGAAAAACCAGUCCGAUUCGACAAGAGCACAAUUUGAAAGGUUGUCGCUGGAAAAAUAUGACCAGAUCAUGGGAAACUAUGAAGCGGAUGAUCAUUGUGAUGGUGCCCAAGGUGGUGAAGAUGUGGAAUUGAAUGUAAAUCGUCAAGGUAACAAUGGGAAUGUGGAUAGGAUCAAGGCUAUGCAAGAGUUGGGAGUACCGGCCGAUGAAAUAAUCGAGAUAGAUCGCAGAAUCGCACAACAGGAGCGGGAUGAGGAAUUUGCCCGUCUCCUGCAGCAACAGGAAAAUAAAAAUUUGACGUUCGAAGAACAGGAUCGGCUAGUUGCAAUGGAAGCCCAGGAUAAGGAAUUGGCUAGAAUGCUGCAAGAAAGGGAAAGAGCUAAAGCUAAACGGGCUAAGGAGCGAGCACGCCAACGAAAACUUCAGCAAAAACAAGAAGAAUCAGAAAACGCCAGCUCGACUCAUUCAAGAACCCAUUCCGAGCUGGAUGGAGAUUCGUAUUCUGAUCCAAUCGAUCUUAUAGCAAACAAUGACGGCUCCAAAUCAACUCAUCCCAACCGCGACGGAAAUGUGCAUCAAACUCAGGCCCAACACAUGUACUACCAAGAUGCUGUGAAUCUGUACGAUGCCAACUAUUCGAACCCGGUGGAUCUAAUCCGAUCAACAAGCCGCAGUCCGACUUCAUCCGGCAGUAAACAGCCGGCAAAUCAUCGCUACGACGACGAUAUGUAUGAACGACCGAUCAAUGACGUCGAAUAUAAUGGUCCGAAACGGCCGAACAAUUUAGAUAUUCGACACCUGAAUCGGCCUCAUCAGCCGCCAAGGCCACCGAAACCCGAUCGCGACGAAUUGGGCAAUAUUGCUACAGUUAUCGAUCCCACGUACGUCGAAUCGAAGGGAAGUCCAACAACGCCGAACAGUAUUGCCCAACAUAAUCCGGCGACAAAUUUGCCAGAUUUUUUGGAUCAGAGCUCGAGUGCGGUGCCUCCGCCGUACAUGCCGAUUCAGGGAACUCGACGAAAUAUUUCACUUGACAAUAAUAAGAAGAAGAAAGGUAAAGACAAGUGCACUCAUCAGUAAGUGGGAGUGGGAUAAAUACGACACAGUGUUAGCAUAGGUCCACCACUUCUACUCUCUAAUUCAAUCAAAAUGUUUUAUUGAUAUUACGGUAACGUUAGAUAUAAAUAUGGGAUUGGGUUGAUGUAAGUUAACGACUAUCCUUUUCUCGGUUGAUUUUAUUUUUCACUUUAGGAGUAAAAGUACAAAAACUGAGUCCCAUAAUGGAACUUGGUGGUAAUAAUAAUCAAAAGCAAUCAACGUGCUAGGGUCUUGCAUUUUAGAGGCAAUUUUCUUUUAAAUUUUUUUUUGUUCAAUAAUAUCCAAUCAAAUAGCCUUAAUACCGAGGGGUAAAUGACUUCCAGAACGGGUGUGACAUGAUUUUUUGAAUUUGAACGGAGCUUGAACUCCGGAGUUGUUUAUCCCUCAAAAUAGAGAACACACGCAAGGCUAACACAGUGAAAAUUCGGUUACAUUCUAACAGUCUAAGCGCUAAAUUUUUAGUUUGAAAGUGAUGUUUGGGAGAAAUAAUCAUGAAAAGAGACUAACGGAAACACCUCAACUUGAAAACAAAUCGGUCGCUGUCAUCCAUGGAGUGGAAUGUUUGUUCUUCGUAUUGAAUCUGUUUAGCUCGAAUUUUUAUUUAGACGAAGUAACUAAGAUUUCUAUGAAGCAAUGGACGAAACAUAUAUAUUCGAUAUUCAACACUGAUUUCAAGUUUUAACUCUACUCAAAUGGACCCUAAGCAAUGCCGAACUGGCUCAAAAAAGCCCUUCGGGCGUUGUAUGGAGAAAUUUUUCAAAAAGCCCUUCGUCGUCAUUUAUCCAUACAAAAAUCAAAAGGCCCUUCGGGAAUCGCCCGAACGCCCAUAGGGCCAAUCCGGCACUGACCCCUAAGUCAUUAAAAACUUAGCAGAUAUCGAAUCGAUUGAUGGCUUGCUUGUCUUCACCAUCUCUGUCUAAUAUUCCACUUUUUUAGAAAGUGUUUAGAAAUAGGACCAAUCCGUUACUUAGAAUGCAAGGCCGAAAAUUCCUUUGUUUUUUCUUUUUGUACUAAACGCGUCUUUUCCAUUGUUUCUCGGUGUUUUUUUUACAAAUUGAAGCACUGGCAAGUCGACAAAAAUCAGGAAAAUACGUAAAAAGCAAUGAUCUUUCUGCAUUGGGCUUCCUUUUAUGUGAACUUAUAAAAUCAAUAAACAAACUAACAUUGGGCUCAUCUACAACGGACUAUAUAUACAGUGCCUCCAGUGAUCUUUUUUAUUUAAUUUUUUUUUUUUUACAAAUUUAUUUACCAUUAAAUAUGACCUGUUACGUAAUCUGUACUCGGAGCACAGAUGCGACAAAUAAAUGAAAUCUCAGCUAUACUACAAUAACCUACAAAA